This is a messenger RNA of Ascochyta rabiei, 2286 nucleotides long. RefSeq names its product 1-phosphatidylinositol 4-kinase. Gene Ontology annotation, cellular component: lysosomal membrane; fungal-type vacuole membrane; plasma membrane. Gene Ontology annotation, molecular function: 1-phosphatidylinositol 4-kinase activity. NCBI's taxonomy places the organism in Eukaryota, Fungi, Ascomycota, Dothideomycetes, Pleosporales, Didymellaceae. The transcript is spliced from 2 exons. The record is from RefSeq and is a predicted model, not a curated record. Gene Ontology annotation, biological process: Golgi organization; phosphatidylinositol phosphate biosynthetic process; endosome organization. Bases 1 to 2286 code for a protein of 761 amino acids.
AUGAUGCCCAAAUCGAAAAGACCGCCAACGACCGGUUAUGCUCGAAUAGCGCAAGCGGAGGAGGAAGAGGACUCGGACGCUGCAUCCGAGGACGGGUUCCAUCAGAACCCGCUGUCGAAUGCGCAAUAUGCCCCCAUUCAGCCCUCACGAGACUCGCGCAUGCGCAUGCCCGGCGACUCGGCCCCUGGAUCGCCCAACGCACGACGAACCUCGACCAGCCGGAGACACCGGGCCAAUUCAGGCGUCGACAUCAAAGCUAUAAACGCGCGAUUCGAGCGCUGGGCAGACGAGAUUGCACAAAAGUUCAAGUUCAAGAAGCAGAAAGAGGGUCCAGAUGACGAGCAGCUUGAGAUUCAUCACUCGGUCUUCCAGGCGCCAGAUGGGGUGCGGCCCGCGACGGCAGAGUCGCUCACGUUCGACUACGAUGCGGCUGGCGCCUCAGAGCGCAUGACCAAGAUGCAGUUCGACGACAUCGUAGCAAGUGUUCGAACAGCAAUCGAGCUGGACGUCCACCCAAAGUUGAUCACACAAGGCAGCUCGGGUAGCUACUUCGCGCGCAACACACAGGGCAAGGUUGUGGGUGUCUUCAAACCCAAGGACGAGGAGCCAUACGCGUCGCGCAACCCAAAAUGGACAAAAUGGAUACAUCGCAAUCUAUUUCCGUUCUUCUUUGGGCGCGCCUGCCUCAUCCCGAACCUCAGCUACAUCUCAGAAGCCGCCGCAUACGUCCUCGAUACACAACUCCGCACGCACAUCGUACCCUACACUGACAUCGUCGAUCUCUCUUCCAAGUCUUUUUACUACGAUUUUUGGGAGAGACGCGCCUUCUACAGAAAGGGGAAGCACUUCCCAGAGAAGCCUGGUAGCUUCCAAGUCUUCCUGAAGGGCUUCAAAGAUGCGAACAUCUUCCUGAAAGAGAAUCCCUGGCCAGAUCAGCAUACCUCGAGCAUGAACGCUGCUGCUCGUAAAAAGAAAAGAAGGUGGGCAGAGGACUGCAGACCGAGUGGACCGUUGUCCGACAACGAGGACGAUGAGGAGGGACCGGGUACGCCUGGUCCACAGCGGCGACGAAGAUUAUGGACACCGGCAUUACAGCAAUCUUUCAGAGAACAACUGGAGAAGUUGGUCAUUCUCGAUUACAUCAUGCGGAACACAGACAGAGGACUGGACAACUGGAUGAUCAAGAUCGACGAGAAGACACAAGAAGCUACGAUGGUUGCUGAGCCGCCAAAACUGAACGACGAGGAAGACGGCGAAAGCGCGCCAAGCCAGUACUCCCGGCAGUCCAUGUCAGAGCUGGACCCAUAUGGGCGUAGGGAGCCUAUGAGGGCGUCAAGUCGUUCUAAUACACCCAUGCAAAACGGGCCUACUCAAGGCGUCACGAUCGGUGCUAUCGACAACAGCCUGUCCUGGCCUUGGAAGCACCCUGAUGCAUGGCGAAGCUAUCCCUUCGGUUGGCUCUUCUUGCCCGUUUCCUUAAUCGGACAACCCUUCUCCGAAGCCACUCGCCGGCAUUUCCUACCGCUCCUCACGUCGAAGAAAUGGUGGAGUGACACACAAACGGCGCUUAGGAAGUGCUUCUCUCAAGAUGCAGACUUCAAGGAGCGCAUGUACGCAAAACAGAUUGCGGUCAUGAAGGGACAGGCAUGGAACGUUGUAGAGACACUCAAAACACCUGAUCACGGCCCACUGGAGCUGACAAGACGAGCCCGUGUGUGCGUCUGGGAUGAUAUUGUCGAGAUACCCAUCGCAGUCCCUUUGCGUGCGCCUUCAGCUGAAAUGCGGCGGAAACAACAGCCUAGCCGGCAUAAGAUGUUAGACGAUGAACACGAAGAGAUGGACAUCACAGCUCUGCAGACGCCACCCCAGAAACCACAACCCGACCUUCUCAUGAAUUCUCCGCCUCUCGAUUCCACACACGAGAACCGCUUCAAUCUCACCCGCGAUUCUUCAUCGUUGGACGCUCGACGUGCUGAUCGCCCACUAAACAGAGAUGGCCCACAAUCCCCAGCAACUGUGAAUGACCUGCCCUGGCCUAGUCGAAAGCUGCCAAAAUCUAAUGGAAGACCCGCUCAUCGCUCGCGUAUGAGCUAUGACAUGCCCCGACACGACAGCGGCAGGCGACAGAGAAGAUUUUCUCUCAACCUCCGUAGAGAUGAUUAUGACGAGGACGAAGGUGAUUUGGGUUACGCGGCAAACGAGGACAUGGAGGGCAACCGUAAAAAGGUCAUCGUGGAGAGGCUUGAGAUGGUCAAGGGCAGGAACCCAGUAUUCACAUGGUGUUGA